UUGGUAUUUUUAGGCAACCACCUCAAUUCCCCACUUUUAUUUUUCCUUUCAUUUUCUCUUUUUGCAAAAAAACUUCUCUUCGAUCUCUAUAUAAUUACCCACAUGCACUCUCUCUCUCUCUCAAUCAGAUCCAAAUCAGUAAACUCAUAUGGGAUCAAGCAUGAAGGUGCACCAGUUCGCACGUGGGCUUUGGGAGCACGAACCCUCCCUCACGCUUGGCUGCUGCAAAACCAGCAGCUUACUGCUCCGCCCUCUUGUUCCCAAACUCCCCAACAAUACCGAGUCUGUCGCCACCGCCACCGCCACUGCCGCCACCGCUGCUUUUGAUCUGAAGAGCUUCAUUAGACCCGAUAGUGGCCCCCGAAGACUCGGUUCGUCUGAUCACAAGACGGAAGCAACUCAGGUGGAGAUGCAUCCCGGUGGGACAAGGUGGAACCCGACUCAAGAACAGAUAGGGAUAUUAGAGAUGCUCUAUCGGGGCGGAAUGCGCACUCCCAACGCGCAACAGAUAGAACAAAUCACGGCACAACUCGGAAAGUAUGGCAAGAUCGAAGGGAAGAAUGUGUUUUACUGGUUCCAAAACCACAAAGCACGGGAGAGGCAGAAGCAGAAGCGCAACAGUAUUCUAGGUCUCAACAGUUGUCCUAGGACUUCCACGGCGACCACCCCCAUUACCACUAUAACUUUGGAUCACACAAGGGGACAAGUGGAGAGAUCAGUAGUAGAAGAAGGUCCGUACAAGAGAAAGUGCAGGACGUGGACGUUUGAAGGGUUGGGAGAGGACAAGAGAUAUUGUAAAGAGGAGGGAGACAAGACUCUGGAGCUUUUCCCAUUACACCCUGAAGGCAAAAUGAAGGGUUAAUUCGGAUUUUAUUUUCAUUGAUCUCGUCGAUCGCUUUUGGUUCAACAUGUUGUGAUUAAUUUGCUUUUCGAUGUCUUUUUUCCUUUCAAGAAAGAAGAAAGAUGAUGACCGGCCCCUUGUUUAUUCUUGAUCCAUGGAACCAAAGUGCUCUUCUGGAAGUUGGAAAAUGGGUAUUGAAUCUUUAUUCGUU
This is a messenger RNA of Rhododendron vialii, 1052 nucleotides long. RefSeq names its product WUSCHEL-related homeobox 4-like. NCBI's taxonomy places the organism in Eukaryota, Viridiplantae, Streptophyta, Magnoliopsida, Ericales, Ericaceae. Gene Ontology annotation, molecular function: DNA-binding transcription factor activity; DNA binding. The transcript is spliced from 3 exons. The coding region runs from base 149 to 862 and encodes 237 amino acids. The record is from RefSeq and is a predicted model, not a curated record. Gene Ontology annotation, biological process: phloem or xylem histogenesis; cell division; procambium histogenesis. Gene Ontology annotation, cellular component: nucleus.